AUGGGAGAUUAUUGUUUGUUCGCACGGUCAUGCGGUCAAAAGAAGCGUGUGCCGAGCGGACGGCACAUUGAUAUCCAGGAGGAGCAGGAGCCGGCGGAGGUGAACGUGGGCGCGGUGGCGACGGGGUCGGGGUCCAACCUGUUCGGCGUGUCGGGGCGGCUGGCGUCGUGGGUGCGCGAGCUGUCGUCGCUGCGCUCGCGCGCCUCCGACGACGCGGCGGCCGAGCCGCUGCAGCCGCCGCACCACCCGCUCCCGCCGCACCAUCCGCACCACCCGCCGCGGCCCAACGGCCUGCUGCACGACACCACCGGCUGCUAG
Messenger RNA from Parnassius apollo (apollo), 318 nucleotides. NCBI's taxonomy places the organism in Eukaryota, Metazoa, Arthropoda, Insecta, Lepidoptera, Papilionidae. The record is from the annotation of a GenBank genome assembly.